AUGGAAAUUCUAAAUUAUCUCGCCCGGUUUCGUAAGCUAUGUCAACCUGGGAUCAGAGUACCCGUCGUGUUCUUGGUCUUGAUAGUCAUUUGCUUCUUGAGCUUCCAGAGCUCGACGCUCUUCUCUGAAAGCGAUCUACUGCAUGAUCUUCGGAAGAUGUUCUCGCCAAGUGCGUCAAACUCUGGGCCAAGUCGUUCCAACAACUCUGCGGCAGAUAAUUCCUCCGCUCCUGUUCCUAUACCUGUACCAGUGGUGGAUAACAGAUCAAGCCCCAGUCCGCAGCCGGAGAAAGUGGAAAACUCGACUAAUAGCUCUCUCACGUCGGUGGGUUCUCCCCUCGACGAGGGGGCAGAGAUGCGGAAGAAAAAGGGAAGAAGUAAAUCGCCUCCCAGGAGCGACAAACCGGCGAGUCGGAACUGCUCACGGGAAAGAGAACCUCGGAAGAAAAGGAAAACCACGCAGCAUGUAACGUCCAUUCGAGAGAUGAGCGAGAUACUGUUGAGGAAUCAACGUUCUUCUUGUUCAAAGGUUAGUAUUCCUUGGCCGAUCAAGAAGAUUCGGAGAAGAUUGCGUCGUCUCACAGUUUCGAUUGACGCGCCGGCUGCAGGUUCCGCAAUGGUCUUGUCCGAUUGAUCAGCAGAUUCUUGAAGCGAGGAGAAAAAUUCUCAACGCUCCAAUUGUGGAGGACGACCCGGAGCUCUACCCGCCCGUUUACCGAAAUUUCUCCACCUUCAAGAGGUAAAAAUGGUCUGCGAGAGGACUGAAAAACCUCGACGGCGGCUCUUGCUCUGUUCUGAGAACCAGAGGAACCUUUACUUCUUCAGGAGCUACGAGCUGAUGGAGAAGAUGCUCAAGGUGUACGUCUACAAUGAGGGCAAGAGGCCCAUCUUCCAUGAGCCCAUCCUCUCGGGGAUCUACGCCGCGGAAGGCUGGUUCAUGAAGCACAUGGAGGGGAAAAACCGCUUCCUCGUUGACGACCCCGCGAAAGCCCACCUCUUCUACAUGCCCUUCAGCUCCACCAUGCUCCGCAUGAAUCGCUACGACCCCAAAUCCCCACACAAAAGAAAUCUGGUCCAGUUUCUGCGGAACUACGUCACCACAAUUGCCGCCAAGUAUCCCUCCUGGAACAGGACCGGCGGCGCCGAUCACUUCUCCGUCUCCUGCCACGACUGGGUACGCCUGCUCCCUCCUUUUAAUCGGAACCACCAGUAUUUUGUCCAUGGUUUCAGAGCUUCUGACUCUGGUGACGAUGAUUCCAACAGGCGUCGAUGUUGACGGCGAAAGCAAUGGGGGACUCCAUUAGAGCCCUCUGCAACGCCGAUCUCAUGGGUGCCUUCGAGAUCGGCAAGGACGUGUCCAUCACGCUGACGCCCGUGCGAAACGCAAAGAACCCUGUGCAGAAUGUGGGCGGCAAGCCGGGGGAGCAGAGGGACUUGCUCGCCUUCUUCGCGGGGCAGAUGCACGGCUACGUGAGACCAUUGCUGAUGCAGCAAUGGGGGAAAGGAGACCCCGACAUCAAGGUCUUCGGCCCUCUGCGCAAGGGGAGGAGGUGGGAUGCGACGACAUACGUCGACUCUAUGCGAAGGACCAAGUAUUGCCUCUGCCCGAGGGGCUACGAGGCGAACAGCCCGAGGCUGGCGGAGGCCUUCUUCUACGAGUGCGUUCCGGUGAUCAUCUCCGACAACUUUGUGCCUCCCUUCUUCGACGUCCUCAACUGGGAGGCCUUCUCCGUGGUGGUGCCGGUGAAGGACAUCCCCAGGCUAAAGGAGAUCCUCCUCUCCAUCCCCAGGGAGAAGUACCUGGCCCUUCAGACCGGCGUGAGGAUGGUCCAGCGGCACUUCCUCUGGCACUCUAAGCCGAAGAGGUACGACCUCUUCCACACGACCCUCCACUCCGUCUGGUUCAACAGGGUUUUGCAGUUGAGGGAACGGUAG
Molecule: messenger RNA, 1934 nt
Organism: Spirodela intermedia
Lineage: Eukaryota; Viridiplantae; Streptophyta; Magnoliopsida; Alismatales; Araceae
Source: the annotation of a GenBank genome assembly